This is a messenger RNA of Bombyx mandarina (wild silkworm), 1652 nucleotides long. It is a transcript of the gene Rbsn-5, whose product is annotated as Rabenosyn-5. The record is from RefSeq and is a predicted model, not a curated record. Gene Ontology annotation, molecular function: metal ion binding. Lineage: Eukaryota; Metazoa; Arthropoda; Insecta; Lepidoptera; Bombycidae.
GAAUUAUUGAAACGCACAUGUAUGGCUCAGCUGACGUUUGACACUUACUUCCUCUUGACAGUAAUCACAAUUAAUGUGUGAAUAAUGUCUAGUGUCCACCUUGGUGAUGAUUAAUAAUUGCAGUUAAUUUAUAAUGCUAAAUUAGUGAGAAGUGAUAUUAAUAAUGGCAACGGCCAACGACGAUGAAAUUCUUGAGGGCUUCUUGUGUCCCAUAUGUAAAGCAGAUCUCAAAUCCGCCUCACAACUAACGAAUCAUUUCGAAAGUCUUCAUCAAGAAGAUCAAGAUGUUUUGAAAUCAUUAAAAGACAUUUUUGGUAAAGCAAAGACAAUAAUACUGAAUAAUGACAAUGCUGAUUUGAAAGAGACAUUCGCGCGUGCUUUGAAGUUUAAUUACCAAGAUUAUUAUGAUGAAGAGCAGGUGAUCGGAGUAUCACGUAGUUCAACCGAUUACUUUAAGGGUGUGAGGUUUUCCAGGCUUGAAAGAUACGCUACGGAGACUAAUAAGCUGUUGAUUCGGUUGGAUAAACUCAUUUGUAACAUGCCAAGUGAUCCUCAUCAAAGAAAAAUUCAUGAGCAAGAUGCUGUGCCAUGGUUAGAUGGUUCAUCAGUUAAUCUGUGUCCCAACUGUGCGAAACCCUUUCACUUGACACGCAGACAACAUCAUUGUCGACUAUGUGGCUCCAUACUAUGUCAUGACUGCUCUGUUUUUCUAGAUAUUGAAGUAGCUAAAACUAUUAUAAAUCCAUCAGCUCCAAAACCAGUAUCAAAUCCAGAACUAAAGCUAACAGAGAAGAAUGGAUUACGUCUCUGUGAACAUUGCUACAAUUUGAUCAAACUGCGGAAACAAGUGCAAGAAACAAGAAACACAAAGACUGAACUCGUAACGGCCUAUGAAGAGAUGAGGAGCCUUAUGGAGCAAGCCAAACCAGCUGUUGCUAUGUAUGAAAAGAUGUGUCAAAGUCUCUUUGAUGGUGAAACAACCUACAAUAUGUCUGAUGUGAAUGCAAUGCGAGGUCGUAUAGGGAAGUUGGCUGAAGGUAUAGACUUGCUGAGUAAGCAGAUAGUCAGCUUCCCGGCAGAGCCUGGCACAAGGCAAGCCAGGCUACAGAACGCUAUAAGGCAAGCUGCAGGACAUUAUAUUAAGGAAGACUUACUGUCCUUAAGGAAGCUCCCGACCGAAGCUCAGAUCGAGGAGGUGCGUCGCCAGCGCUACGAACGUGCCGAGAAACAAAUACAAAUGGAACGGGAGCGCAUGGAGCGCGAGCGGCAGCGGCGGGAGGGCGCGCCCGGCGCCGCCCCGCCCCCCGCCUCGACCCCCGCCGGCGCCCAGCACGAUGACGACGACGACAACCCGCUGCUAGAGCAGAUGAAUAUCAUCAGGGGGUAUAUAAAAGAGGCGAGACAGGAACUGAGAUUUGAAGAGGUGGCGAUUUUAGAAGCAAACCUAAAGGAAUUGAAGAAGGAAUACAAAUUACAGAAGCUCUCGAGCAGAUCCUAGUCAUUCCAGAUAUAACUAUAUCUAGUAUAUUGUUACAUUUAUAUUGUAUAGCGUUUAAUGAUAACUUAUUUAGCCCUUAAAACAUUAUUAUUUAAUUCUAGGCUUCGAUCACUAUUUAUAAAUAUUAUACUGUGCAUAAAAAAAUUAUGAUUCU